CCUCAGCCCAGUAGCUUCAGUCGCAGCUGGCAUGGCGGUGGCGCCGAGUGCACCCAUCCUCCUCUUCCUCCUGCUGGCGCUGCUCGUGGCCGCCGACGCCGCUGAAGCCGCCGCCGACGACGACCUCGACCACGAGCACUAUGACGAGGACGACUACGACGACGAUGCAGACUACCCCGUGGAUCUACCUCCUGCUGUUCCUGACACAACAACCGUAACUUCUGUUGCUCCGACUGAGGGAGGAACUAGCCCAAUUAUUGCAACGUCAGAGAAUCCCACUGUUAUCUUCCAAGCUACAACCACAGAGGGCAACUUAACCGACGAAGAUGAAAAAGCUCUGCACAGUUUGGUGGUGGACGGCAGCGAGAAGGAGGAGCACGAGGGCAGCAAGCGGGCCGGCUCGACCCAGGCCAAGGGGGCGGCCACCAUCACCAGAGCCAUGCACAACAAACCAGCCAAAGGCAUCAAGGACAAGGGUGCGCAUUCCAGGUCCAACAACAAACACGGCGUUGAUUCGGACGAGGCAACAAACACAAUUUGGGGCUAUACUCCGACCACUCCCAUCGACCAUGAGGACGAAGACGAAGACGAGGACGAGGAGGAGCAGCAGGCCAAGAAGGUUCUGACGCCGUUUGAGCUGGUCACGCGCCGACCUAUCGUACCGACUCAACAUCUCGGGCGUGAGAAGGAGGAAAAGAGCCGACUUCCAACCGACUUGCAGAUGCGCCUCCGCAAGCUUGAUUUUUACUUCACGCAGUUGGCAGUAAUGUCCGAGGACUGCAGACGCCGACUCCUCUGCCAGCUGGCUGACCAGCCAAACGAGUUCCAGCCUCUGAGCUUCAUUCUCCUCGAGGAAACCAGUUUCAGAGGUGAUUAUGGCGGCGUGCGCGCGAGUUUGAUGAGUUCGACUAAUGGAGCGAGGCUGCUUACGUACAUGGAGGCCACUGCCAGUGGGCAAGACAGAUCGCGCGGAUGCAGUGGAUUCGCGUACCGUUGUCCAACGAAAGCGCACGACAUGAUUGACAUGGAGGCCCUUGGCUUGUGGCGCGACAUGUUGCGCUGGAUGAGCGUCCAGGUGGUGGCCCUGCGCUCGACGGCCGCAUCAACCUGACGGCAGCAGCCGCCGAGGCCCGCGCCAGCAGCCUCGGCAAUCAACGAUCUCCUCUCCAACCACAUCCAACAAGUUAUCUUCAAACAACGAAAGUAAUCCGAAAAUUCAACGUCUCCGUUUCUUUUUAUUGGCCAUUAAUGGCGGAAAUCAAAUUUAUUUUUAUUUUACCCUCUCCAAGAUGAUUGCAGGAGCCGCAAUCAGAGAUAUCAUCUUAAUAAACUAAUUUUACUAGUGUUAAAAUAAAUUUCAGAGGCUUCUAUUAUUCUUAAUUAUACUUUCUUCAACAAGUAUAAGUUCCGAUGAAGAAUAUGGAAGGAUUUAUUUUUAUUUCCUUCUUCCGAGGUACGAAAUUUUUUCGAUAGCAGUUAAAUGAAAAGAAACAAAUCAGGACUAUAUAUAUGUAACAGAAAAUAGAAUGGUCUAAUGUAAUAUCAAAUUUUGUGUCCAAGUGUAAUAUAACAUGCUAUUUUAAUUAGUGAGAAUUAAUCUGUGAUGCACCUGCGAACGAUACAUAUCAUUAAAAUGUAUUCUGAGGAUAUGCUCCAAAUACAUAUGUAUGUAUAAAUGUCAAAAAUACUAACGAAACUCUGUAAUAGCAAUGGGCAAUAUCUUCAGCAGUAGUGGCCAGAUUCACACGACGCGCAGGUAUAUGGUGGUAGCCGGGGUGUGAAAAAACGGUGAAUAAGCGAGUCUUCUCAAAUAUUGAGUGUAAAAUUUCGUUACACAAAUUAAUACCGUUGAUUGGAUCGAAAAACAUACUCGCGAUAGUUCAACAAAAAAGCAAAAGAGAGGUUUCAGCUGCCCAUAUUUCGACGCGGCGGGAAACUAUUUUAACGCGAAUCUGACCCAGCUGAUCUUUUGUUUGCUUCUCAUUACUUUUAAGUCUCUUGAGGUGAGAGGGUCUGAUGCUCUUGCGGAUUAAAAGUUUCGUUCGUGACUUUGUUUCCUUGAGAAAAUAAUUUUUGUUAUAAACUGUUUAAUUUAAAAAGUCAUUUUAGGGGAUGUGCAAAAGCAGUUGAUUUUGUAUUUAAGAAAAUACUGAAAGCCGAAAAUUUGGUUUUAGUUAUUUUUAGAUAAAAUCUGGGCAAAUCAUCAAUCAAUCUGUCGAACCGAGUAUAAUUAUUCGGACAAAAUUUGUUUUGUGGCAAAAAACAAUAUCUUUAAAUUCAUAUAAAUUGUUUGUUUUCGCACAUCCCACAUUUAUUCUGAAAUUGUGCUGAAAGCAAUUUUGUAUUUCUAUUUCAAUCACAUUUGUUGACAAUUAAUUUCAUUCCAAAUGGUGUCUCGAUGUAGAUCAAAUUUUCGUUCUGUCAAAUUUUAAUUACGUUAAAAUUGUGUCAUGAUAGGGGAGGGGCCUAAACUGUCUAGUCUAGUCCAUAUAUAAGAGUCCUAUUAGUACGUUAAGCAAGAUACAAUAAUCCAAAAACUAUAGCAAAUUAUGUGAAGAACACCAACUGGCAUAGUAACAAAAUACCUCAAUAAUUAUAUUAACACUAAACAGCAAUAAAAAGGUGCAAAUUAAUUGA
Molecule: messenger RNA, 2637 nt
Organism: Cloeon dipterum
Lineage: Eukaryota; Metazoa; Arthropoda; Insecta; Ephemeroptera; Baetidae
Exons: 6
Coding region: 32-1111 (359 amino acids)
Source: RefSeq, a predicted model, not a curated record